Molecule: messenger RNA, 2192 nt
Organism: Mytilus californianus (California mussel)
Lineage: Eukaryota; Metazoa; Mollusca; Bivalvia; Mytilida; Mytilidae
Exons: 2
Coding region: 97-1767 (556 amino acids)
Molecular function (GO): zinc ion binding
Source: RefSeq, a predicted model, not a curated record
AAUAACCCCAAGGUCGAUUUUUUAAACCUUGACAAUGUAUACACACGACAUUUAAAUUUUAGACGUAAAAAGCCGAACAGGUCAAUACAGGUAGAAAUGUCCUCCAAGUCAUGUGAACCUUGUCAUUUCCAUGGGUCAUUGAAAAAUGCUGACUUUUGGUGUACAAAUUGUGAGGAAAUGCUAUGCAAGGAAUGUCGUAAACAUCACCAGUCAUCUAAGGCCACUAGAGGGCACCACCUUUGCACUGUUCAAGAGUAUGAAUUUAUGGAGUCGCAUCCUUUCAAAGUGCCAUCGCGUUGCAACACACAUAACAAGAAGUACGAUGCCUACUGUAUCACUCACGAGCAGCCAUGUUGUAUAAUCUGCGUUACUUCUUGUCAUGGGGGAUGCGCAGGCGUAGUUGCAUUUGAAGACGCGCUAAAAGGUUUUCAAUCAAAAACUGCUCUUUCAGAUCUGGACGAACGACUAAACAAUUUCAGCAUCAAUGUAGAUAAUUUCCAACGCAGUAGGGAAAGAGUAUUGUCUGAUUUAGAACAACAGAAGGAGAGAAUUGAACAUGUAAUCACGGAAAAAAGACGAGGGAUUAACGAAUAUCUGGAUAAGAUUGAAGAUAGACUCCGAGGCGAGUUAAAAUCGAAAUACAUCAAGUGCAUAGGUGAUAUCAAGAUUCAAGCUGAUAGAAUAAAACAAAAGCAAGGGAAAGUUGAGGAAAUCAAGUCAAAUUUUGAACAAGUAAAAGAAAAGAAAACAGGCGUACAAUUGUUCUUAGCUACGGGUGAAAUACAUGCAAUGGUUUUGGAACAAGAAAAUUUCGUAGAAAACAUUUAUGAGAGCCUUCAUAAGUACGACAUGUCUGUUACAUUUGAUGACACAGCAAACAAUUUAUUAAUGGCUUUACCCAACCUGGGCAAUAUUCAUAUCACUGAGUCUCCUUGCCGAAUCUCUAUGAUACUGGGACCGUCAAAGACACCACUUGUAGACGUACCUUGGAUUUUCAAACCAGUGCAACUCAAGCAGACAAAAAAGAUUUCUGUGAAGAAGGGGGAUAAUGGCCUUUAUAUAAACAGUGGGGUUAUAAUUGGGGAUGGACGAAUAGUCUUGACGGACAAAUAUAAUAACCGUUUGAUAGUCUACGCAGAAUCUGGAGUAUUUCAGCGCGAUAUUCCACUGUCUUGCUCGCCAUGGGACGUUACGGAAGUGGAGAAAAGUCACGUUGCCGUCUCCCUACCUGACAGCAGUUUGGUUGAAGUCGUUGAUAUCAACAAGGGAAAAAUUGUAAAUAAAUUUAACAUUUCCGGACAAUGUUCCGGAAUAUCAUUUACAGGCGAUAAUAUUUGUGUAGCCGUUGCUGGCGACGGUAUACAAGUUUUAGACAUGAAAGGAAACAAAGUGAAGACACUUCCGGUUGAUGUAACCAGGGAAACGUUCAUGACGGGUGACAUUGAUAAACUCUACUAUACACAUUACACAACACACACUGUACACUGUACAACAAUUGACCAUGAACAAGUGUACAAAUUCAACCAUGAUGAACUUAAUUUUCCACAGGACCUCAGUGUUGACGGGGAAGGUCACGUAUUUGUUACCGGUUUCAUUUCUAAUACUCUACUGUGCGUUUCUCCUGACGGUCAGCAUAGGCAGGUGCUUUUACGACAAUCAGAUGGGUUAAAUUCUCCGACGGCUGUAUUCUUUGACAAGAAAAAGAAAUUAUUACUAGUCUGUACGAAUUCGGCUAGUACAGUGUCACUCUAUGAAAUUUUGCAUUAAUUACCUACUUCGAAAAAAUUUAAGGAAACGUUCGCUCGUCUCAUAUAAUAGUCUGGCUAUUUCCGAUUCUGAAAGAACGAUUUCAUCAAUGAUUCUGUAAGAACGAUUACAGCGAUGAUUCUGUAAGAACGAUUUCAUUGAUGAUUAUGUAAGAACUUUUUCAUCGAUGAUUCUGUAAGAACGAUUUCAUCGAUGAUUCUGUAAGAACGAUUACAUCGAUAUUUCUGUAAGAACGAUGAUUCUGUAAGAACGAUUACAUCGAUUGACAGAUCUGGUUAUAUUGUUAUAUUUAGAGUUACUUCUCUUGUGUCAUACUAGUACUGAAGUUAACGUUGUAGUUUAUUUUGAUUUCUUUGUUUGUGUCUUGAAUUUACUAGGUCACAUGUUUAUGUUUUAUUUACAAUUAUAGAUUCUAUUUAACCUGA